AUCACUUAUCAGUAAUCAGUGAAAUUGACUACGUAUCAGUCAUCCAUCGUUCAUGGUGUUUAUUGUUUUCGCGUUUGUCGUAUUUCUACCAGUGUUUCAAUUCUCGGAUUAUUUUUGUAAACUGGAUUACGGAGUUAUGAAAAUAAUGAAAAGCCAUCAAUCGACGGUCUACACACAUCUUAGAAACUUAAAGUCGAAUUGUGUCAUAGCCAAAGCGUAUUCUUAACCAGAAUCAGUUAUCCAGCAACGACGUUCAGUAACUAACAUCUACAUCUUCUAGUCAAUCAAUUCCUAUUGUCAACAUGAGUUCAACGGAUCGUUCAAUAUCAUCUGGGUUCCCAAUUCCUCAGUGGAUGAAAUCUAAAAUAAACGAUCGGUAUGACUUAGACCAAUCACUCGAUCAAUCAUCAUUUAAUCCGCAAGAAACAGACGACAGCUUCUUUUUGAUUCGUUAUUUAAAACCAGACACAGUAAAUCAAAAACGCAGCGAUAGCACUAAAAAUAAACCAAGUGAAGAAAAUUUAACAGAAAAAAAAGUUCAAAAUUUAAAAAAUAUGCCUCCAGCAUUAAUUGUUACAGAAACACCAGAAUAUAAGGGCCAUACAAUUGCUUGUCAACGCUUUAUCACAAAUACUUGUGCUGAUGCAGUGGCUGCAGCAAGUUUGGGUGAAAAUGUAAAUGACCCUCCAAAAUCAUUAGGGAUUGACGAUGGUUUUAAAAGUGGAGCUUCUGAAUGUGGCAAAUCUAUUGUGGCAAUGGCACACCAAAUGGUGUCUGGGCGGAGAGCAUAUCAAGGUCGUUCAUCGGGUCCACAAGAUAUGCUUGUCGUAGGACCUUCUCCAUCAAUGUUAUCUAAACGACGUAACAGCAAAUCGCUUCCUGCAAGUCCUAUAAGUUCACCACCUGGGUCACCACGUUCAAUUCGUAAAAAUCCAUAUUUCACAGCACCAUUUCAAGAAGAAUCUGGAGAUAAACAAGGCUCAUCAUGGAUAUUAUCAAACUUAUUUUCACACAGAGCUGAUUCGCAAGAAGAAUUAUCUGAUAAAGAAUAUAAGAAAUUCCCUAAACCAUUGUCUUCUAGCAAUUUAUCUAUAAAACCCAAACCUUCAGAACUAAGAGAAAUGAAUUUCUGGACACCUACAUCAAUGUAAAUAUUUAAGCUCAACAAAAAAAUUAUUUUGAUUUGUGAAGAUUUUCCGCACUUUUGGUUAUAUUAUUAAUUUGUGUUUUGGCAUUGUUGUAUGUGUAAUAUGUAUCCUUAUUUUUCCUUAUAAUCUCCUUAACUUAGUACCUGUAAAAAUUAUUUUUAAUUUUAA
Melanaphis sacchari is the source of this 1316-nucleotide messenger RNA. RefSeq lists its product as uncharacterized. The transcript is spliced from 4 exons. NCBI's taxonomy places the organism in Eukaryota, Metazoa, Arthropoda, Insecta, Hemiptera, Aphididae. The record is from RefSeq and is a predicted model, not a curated record. Bases 303 to 1151 code for a protein of 282 amino acids.